Messenger RNA from Sus scrofa (pig), 17551 nucleotides. NCBI's taxonomy places the organism in Eukaryota, Metazoa, Chordata, Mammalia, Artiodactyla, Suidae. The record is from RefSeq and is a predicted model, not a curated record.
AGCAAAGAAAAAGAAGACCUCUGUGUUUUCCUACAAAAUCUAUCUCGCAGAAAUAUCUGAAUGUUGUUAAAGUAAUAAAAUUACUUUUAAAGGUGAGUUUUUUAAAAAAAUCUAAUUAAAUGAUAGUACCUGAUCUAACUGUGAGAUAAUUUUUGAACUGAAGACAUCAUUUGGAAAAAUUCUUAAAAUAUCUUUCCACUCUCCCACCAUGCAUUUCAGAAUUUGACAUAAAUCCAAACACUCUCAUUUCCAGGUUAUGUCAAAAAGUCUAAACUGUUUGUUUUGCAGUAGCUUUCAAGACAAGGGAGCCCAUUAUCCCGGAGCAAUUGUUUCCUUAUUAACACAUAAUUUCUCUUGGAAUUUCUCUUAGCAUUCAAACAAAAAGGUGCACUUUGUUGUGGGGUUGUUUGUAUUGUAAUUAAGGGGGAAGUAGACUGUCUUUUGAUAGUUUUUGCUUGGGGCACAGAAUCAUAGUAUGGUGAUGCUUAUUGUCACUUGGGAACAGUAAUUAUGUAUUAUAAUUAUCUAUUCAUAUAUUUUAUUUAAAAACAAUUAUGUUUAUGUUAUACAUAUUUUACAUUUACAUCAUUAGGCCCAGUUUACCUAAAGUAUUAAUUACUAAGUCUUAUACUCUACAUAAUAUUUUCCUUUCAGUAUGUUCCAAUUAAAGCAAUUGUUCAAGGUAAAACAAACCCUUCACUGAACCCCACGAUCACUUCACAGCUUCUAUGGACUUACUGAUAGUUUUAUUUAAAUUCGUACUUGAACACAGCAAAAAAAAGUUGAUAGUAAGAAGCUAAAAUGUCCUUCCUCAACCCUCUGAUCAGAACCUUCUCUUUAAGCAGAUGUAUCAUAGGAUCCUGGACUUGUAUCAGAGGAUCUGAACUUGAAUCUCAGCUAUCACACAUGAUUUUUGUGAUCUUGAGGAAGUUACCAAAUACCUCAAUUUUCAGUUAUUUUCCUCUGUAAAAUUAAGGUGAUAACCAUGUCACAGGAUCAAAUAGCAAAAUGAAUAGGUGAGUCCAAAAACAUUUUUUGGACUGGAGAAUGUAUCUAUAAUGUCACACUUUUCCCAUAUGAAACUCACAGUGAAAAGGAGUCAUCCAUUUUUGUUAGUUUUUCAGAUAUCCUAGGUUUUACUUUAGAAAGUACAAAACCUUUUUUUCUAAUUGUCCUAUUUUGAUUGAAUAUUUUUCCGAAAAUUAUUUCAUACACAUUUGUUUCUUAAAAUGCAUAGAUAGUAUUACCUUAUGUUUACAUAUUCAUUAGGAAUCAGUAACAAAAUUUUUUAGUAUUAUUCUCUGCCAGGCGCUCUGUUAGGCCCUGUAUAUUCACUGAUAGAAAAAUAGACAGAGGUCCAUUUUUCACGGAGUGUAUGAAGUAGUAGGGAGACAGGCAUUAGGUAAAACAGACAUAUAAUCGCAAAAGGGAAAAUUGGGAUAAGUGCUAAGAAGGAAAACAAGAGGGCUCUGCAAGAAAGAACAAGGAAGAACUGCUUUAGAUUGGGGGGGGGUCAGAACGGUGUCUUUGAAAAAGUGAGAUUUAAGCUGGGAUCUUAAGGAUGAGAAACAGCCAGUCUUGCAGAAUGUGGAAGAAAGCAUUCCAGGCACUGGACACAUGGAUGAGUUGCCUUGGUAGAAAAACAAGUUUUUAGGAAAAUGACAGAACUCCAUUGUGGCUGGAACACAGUGAACUGGGGAGACUUGUCUCACAUAGAUGUAGAGUCCUGUACAUUUUAUAAAACAUAAUAUAGAAAAUAGCUUAUAGCAACCAGUUGAGAUAUAUAAGACAUUGUUUCUGUUUGUUUGUUUGGAAAAAAAAGCAGACAUGGAAGGUUAAAGAGAAUGACUUGCCCAGGGUUACCGAGUCUUUUGGUUACAUGAGUACUCCAGUCUCUGACACGCAGUACUGAGUUUCUCCUGUGAAAAUUUCCUGUCUGAAGGUUUUCAUACUUUCAUAGUGGCCAAGGUCAUCAUUUUGCAACCAAUUCACGAACUGAAACCCUUUUGGGCAGUUGGCGUGUGGAAGGCCAAUUGCCCGGUCAUAAAGGUUGGAUUCUUGUAUUUGAAUGAUAGUGUUUUGUUUUCUGUGCUGUUGGGCUGCUCCUCAGUUGAUGUCAGCGAUUUAUUCCCUUUUCUAUUUUUGAGGAGCUGCAGGCAUGAAAAUUGGUAUAGUUAGUUUCUUAGGCACGUGUAAAGUAACAGUAAAUAAAUAGCCUCUAAGAGCCCAUUGGCCUAUCCUGUUCAUGUAGUCCAUGAACUCAGGUGUGUACACUUGACAUGAUUUCCGUCUGUUCAGAAGUCAAGUUUGUUUGCCUUUGUUUGGGUCUUUUCCUGAUGAUGUUGUCAGGGUUCGGUAGAGCCAAGGCAUUCUUAGUGUUUGAGAAUGACACUGUUUAUCUCCCCCAAUUUUUUGUCUCAUGAUCCAGGCAGUGAUGUAUAACUAUUCUUAAUUGUAAAAAUUGAUUUUACUUUGGAAAUCGUUGCCUACAAGCUAAAACACAUUCCUCUGUAGCAAACGCACCAUGCUUACUGCCUAUAAUUAAAAAAAAAAUGGGUCUCUAAGCUCAGAGUAGUUUUGCCAUAGUGCAGCCCAUUGCAUGUGCAGAUGUCAUGUGUUCUGUGGGAACUGGAACUCAGCAGUUGUGAGGAAAUGCUGAUAUUCUGGCUUCUGCUAUUGCUAUGGGUAAUGAAGUCCUUUUUCUCUGACCCAGAAAUCUCCUGUAUCCCACCAGCAUAGGUGAAAUUGUGACACAUCAACUUGUUAGCAUGUAAAUAAGGUGAAACCUCAGACCCUUCUCAGUUCUUGGCAGUUGUAUCAUGAGGAUAGGAUGCUGAAAAGGACAUGGCUUCCUGGAAGAGAAAAGUCAUCUUUGAUGGGGCAAUUUGAUGUCCAGCUAAUCCAUGAACAUCAUUAGUGAACAUCUUGAUUUAUUUUGUUUUGUCAGUUGGGGAAUAAAUGGUUCUCUAUUGUAUUAUCUGUUAAUGAGGGCAAAUUGUAAACCAAGUACCCAGAAGUAGGUUCAGAGUCAGUUGUCAGAAAGGUACGCUGGUUGUUGCUAACCCUGUUCCAGGCAUGAGGACUUCCUUGCCAAUCUGGAGGUCAUUGUCAGAUCUGCUUGAUGGUGGCAAGUAAUACAAUGACCAUACUGGCUGGGAGGAAGGGUCUGACCUUCUCUAAAUAACAGUUAUGAUUCUAUGCCCUAAGCAGGAAAAGAAAGAAAUUUGAAACCAUUGUGAGUAGAACAUUGACUGGUUCACUUAGAAGAUGUGGGGUGUAUAAUAUUUGUUAAGGAAGAAUAGGAGUAAGUGGUUUGUUUCAUGGCAUAGCCCCUCCAGCAUACCAACCUUAGAUCCUUUAGGAGACAGCAGUGAAAGGUCUUAGGGUUCUUGCAGUGGCUGGACUGCUGUCGAGGAGCUAUGUCCCUGAAACAGUAAACUUUCAUGGAAAACCGUAGACGAGUUAUUGACUAGUAUUUGGGCUCUUAUUGCCCUGGAAUGCCGACAAAGAUGAUUUAUUGGAAAAUGAGGAACUAACCCAAAGAUAUCUAGACACAUUCUUACAGUUAUCCUCUUUGCCUUGGAAAACUCCUGUAAUUCUUAUGUUGAAACAGGGAUAGAAUGUUAGAGAUGAUAUAAUAAUAGAGCAAUAAAUGCCUUCAAUUAAAAAGGACCCCUUAAAACAAUCACUGCUAUGCAUAUCAAGGCCUAGUCAACCUAAGGGAGCAAAUACCAUAGCCACAGCUAGAGUUGUUAUGGCUACUAAGUCUAGAGGUUCACCAAGAUGAAUUAGAUGAUGUCAGUGAUGGUGACCUUGCUGCCCAAAACAGCAUUGCAUGGACUGAGAGCAUUAGAAGUUCAUUUGACUGAGCUCUGAGCCAGCUGCCCAUCAAAACUGAAUAAAUUCACCUUGUUGACUAGCAGUGGACUGUUCUCCCCCUCUGGACCCCUAGGUCUCUCCCUCCCCCUCUUCAGCUUCUUUAAGGAGAAGGAGGUUAAGAAUGAGACUGUCUUGAAGGAGAACUAAAAGUCUUAUGCACCCAUCCAAAUGGUGAGUAGGAAAUAUGUAAUAUGCUUGGAACCCUUGGAGAAGGGAGGGACUUAAACUUUUCUGACCACAUUAAAUAGAAGUAUCCCAUUUUACAUCUUACCAGUCUCUUGAAGGGACAGUAGCUGCAUUUAGUGAACAUAGCUUAAGCAGUGUUUGCAGUGGGGGAAAGAGGUUAACAGAUCUUAUAAGUGGGGCCCAUUGGUCCAUUCGGUGUAUCAUUGUUGUAGCCUCCUCUGGUGAAUUUUACAUGAUUAUAUUGUGAAAGCUUAUAAAAUCCAAAAGGAUUCUCCUGAUCUGAAAGAGCUGCAUGAGAGAAUUGCUGGUACCUUUGAAGCCUGACAACCCUAAUGACUUCUUUUGAGCUUCAAGUUUCUGUAACUUUGCUCAUUGAAGCUUCUGGCAAAGAGAGGCAGCCUCCACUCAGAGGUACCCCUUGGGAUUCUGGACUCAUCACAUCCCUGACUUAAAUACCAUGUCGCAAAGAUGCUCCCUUUGAGUAUCAAAAGGAGUAGCAACUGAAGGUCUGGCCCAUGGAAGCCUUGUAACUCUUCAGCCUGAUAGUCCCAUUUUGGAAUGGGUCAUCUUGUACUCAAUGAACAACAAGGUGCAAAGGGCUUAGGAAGCCUUGGUUGUCAAAUGGAAAUGUUACAGUGAGGAAGGCAGCUGAUCUGACGCCAAUAGCAUCUUAAUUUCACAUGAAAAAGUGGCAGCUCUCCAUUUGGAGAAAACUGUCAUCCUGAUUCACAGAAGGUUCUCUUGAAUUUCUGAGCCUGGUUCUCUGAUGGAUUAGCUAAAUUGAAGUCUAAUGGUAUAUCCACUGGUUGCUAUAGUUGUUCAGCCUCCCCAUCAGCUGUAUAGAAAAAUGGAUGUUGUCUCUGUUCAGUGUGCAGAAUUCAAUGCAAUUCUCAUAAUAUUAGUCAAUAGUCCAUUAAUGAAUCUUGUUAUGUAUUUAUUGUUCCUUGGAGAGUUACCAAUGAUCUAGUUGUUUGGUCCACCAAUUGAAAAAACUACCAACUGGCAAAUUACACAAUCCUUGAGGGCCACAAGCUGUGGCUGUGGUUAAGUUGUCAAGCUCAUUCAUGAAGAUGCUUAUGAUAAGGGCCUGUUCUUCAAAGAGCACUAACUAGAAUCAAGCUGAUUCAGGUUGCACACCCAGGUUUUCCACCACUGCUGCCUAGAUUUAUUAUUGUACUGGACACGAAGCACACCCAGGCUCACAGACUGGACAGGAACUGACGCGCUCUGUGUUUCUGUUGUAGAGAUGAUUGGCAUACAGAGGUGGUGUUGUAGAGGAGUGUGUUACUUGUCUUAAUAUUUGACCUGUUCGUCUCUGUGAGGGAAGACAUAUCUUAUAGGGGUUUACUCCUGCCGUUCCUGACAGAUUGCCUGUAUUAUACCCCCUCUUUGGAUUGUCAGUGGUGCCUCACUACUGUUGACAUUUUUUCAGAUCAUGGUUUUUCUGGUCUAUUCCAUUCAGCAAACUCCAGCUACACAGCUGUGGCCGUUGAUAUUAAUCUAUACAAAUCUGACGAAGGUGUACCUUCUAUCAUGGAGGUCAUAGGCAAGGUAUUCAGUGGCCCUUCAUGCUCUUUGUCAUCCACAAGCAUUUUGAAUUGUUGAGCAUUGGAACAGACUCUCUAAAAUCAACUCAAAAGAUUUAUAAUUCUGCCUCCCUGACCUGGUAAAACACUUUGGUUCCUGAAUCCUACUGGCCCCAGUUGGGGAUUUCUUGGCUGCUUCCUGGGUUAUGGUCAGGAUGAAAGAAGUGAGAAGUUAUAUCAAAUUUUAUAUUUGGAAAAUUUGGCAUAUUAUCCUGACCAUUCCUAGACGUGAGGAGUCUUCCUUUCCCCUAACAGCUACCCUAGACAGGCCUGUUGGAUAAGCACCCUGGGUGACAGCCUGGUCAAAGGGAGGAGCAGAGGAUUCAAACUUACAGUGGUUUUCUUGUUGGAUUGAAUCACUAGAUUGAGUGAAUUGCUUGCUGAGUCUCCCUAGAAUGAAUCUCUGCAAGUUUCAUAAAAAAUGGCUUUGGCCUCUUGCUCUUGACCUUGCAGAAUGAAACACCUGUGUGUAGAAAUAGGGGAUGACUGGUAAAAGGUGAAGUUGUAGCAACUGGAACAUGACACAUGAUUUUUAGGGGGGAUGUGGGAAGAGAAUUCUGAAUCUGUGGAUAGCAAAACUUGGGUCUGGGAGGUGCAGUGGUUGGAAGGACAUGAGUGAAUUUUUUUGUCUUUCAGAGCCACCCUUAGAACCACCUUCCUCUUGGAGGUAACUGCCCUAAUGUGGCUCUCUCAUUCUAUCAGAAGAACCUUUAAGCUAGCUGACUCCUGGCUCUGCUAUUCCCCUGCAUAUCUCUGACAUGCUUGGAACAGCAUUUCCCUUAAGCUUACCAACAGGUCUACCAGGAACGGCAGAAGGUGCCCAGCUCCUCACCUUUCAUUCAAAAAGCCCCUGAACACCAUUAGAUGUCUUCCCCAUCACUUCUGUAGCUGUUAUUCCUUCAUCAAUAGGGCAGAUAAAUGCCGCUGGUUUGUGGUAUCAACAGAGAGAGAUCAAACUGACUGUUCCCCCAAACAAGACUCAAUUCAGUUAUUGGUGCUGCACUGGGGAAGCUUCAGGCCCACCAGCUGACCUAAAAGCCACGUGGGAGGCACCAUCUACUUGUGUCUCUCUCACUGAUGCCAGUCCCACUUGUGGGACCCCAACAAAUAUAAAAACUGCUUUCUUUCUGGGGGCUCAAUGUGCAUCUUAGAACUAUACUUGUUGUUUAGAAAACUUUUAUAUUAAGGUUAUUAUAAGAGACAUUCAAGGGUUUUAGGAGUAUAGAUCAUAUGGUCAUCAAAGAUGGAACUCCAUCAGAAUGAAGCCACCCUCUGUCAUUCAGGGGAGUUUCAUGGAUGGAUAACUGACUCAUUAUUUAUGGGUGACUUAUAAGCUCUCUUACCCAGUUUGAUAUGAUGAUAUGGAAUUUGUUCCUGAUUUUAGCUGAUAUGAUCAAUGACAUAAGCUUGGCCCUGGAAUGCAUUCAGACGGGGCUCAAUUCACUAGCCAGGAUUGGUAUGGAUGACAGAAUUGUCCUAGAGUUCCUCUUCUGGGACACCUUGAUAUCUACAGACUAGGUAGAAGAGAUGAUACAGAAACUUGAGACUAAAGCCUCUUGGUUUUCUAAAAAUUGACUGAUGGUUUCCGAGAUUUACUUAGCUGAUUUGGUCUGGUUCUCUGGGGAACCUGGUUGAGGUCAGUUCUUCACGUUGGUCUAAACCUACUGCUUAGAUGAGUAUAGAUAUAGAGUUGGAAGAGAGGCACAACUCAGUGAUUCUUCAUUCUGGAUUUAUUUGUAUGGAAAAUGUGGGACUGUAAAGAUAGGAUUGGCUGAGAAGUAAUAGAGUCUCAUACUGGACAUAUUAAAGUUUGAUAUGACUAUGAAAUAUUUAUAUAGAGAUAUAAAUUAGGAGAAUGAGAGAGUUUAGAACUCAGAGGUUGGAUCUUAGGAGGUGAUAAAAAUUGGGGAAUCUAUAGGAUACGUGCGUAUUUAAGGCAUGAGAGGAAAUGAGAGGAACCAUUUUUGAAUGGUUUGUGGAAGAUUGUGCAUUUUACCAAAAGCCUCACCUACACUUGACCCACUUCACUUCCAUGGUAAUUUGAACCCAUGUGGCUCCUCAUAUAUUUGAGUUUGUCAGCCUUAUCAGAAAAAAAAGUAAGAAGAUUAAACAAAUGGUGACUAUAAUUAUGGCACCGACUACUAUGUGGUAUUUGUUAUACAAGGUCUUGGAUGUAGUUUGCUAAGUGUUUAUUUAAAACUAGGUUAUAGGUUUUGAAUUUUGUAUUCUACUAUAGAUACCACAUCAGUAAUCUGGCUAAGGAGGCUGCUAUGGUUUGUGGUGGCUGUUUAAUUUUGAUUCCAUAUGACCUUUUUCAAACCAGUAGUUUGGGAACUUAUUGUACACACAGAACUUUAAAAUUAUUUAUCUCUCCGUUCUCCAUGUUUUUUCAAUUGUUGUCGAAUACUUGAUUGCACUUUUCAUGUUCUUUUGUUCUUCAUGUUGGCUCUGUUUUUUCUCUUAAUUCUUACAUCCUUCCAUGAGAUUUUCACAAAACCGUCUUGUAAUUAAUUAGUCAACAACAAAAAGUGGCAGGAAAUGCUAUAAAAGAGCCUGGAGGUAUUUUAUAACUCUGGAGAGGAGGGGGUGCUUGAAGAAUUACUAGACAGGGUCACAAGAGGAGAUGAUGCCCCUGAGUGGGGAGGAAAUGAAGAGUAGAAAGUACAAAACACCUCCCGUGCAGGUUUAUGGAGGGUAGGUGGUCAAAGUGAAUAUGAAGGAUGCACCCCAUGGAGGUGCAAUAACUGAUUUAUUUUCUUAAUUUAAAAAAUAUUAUGUAAUUUCUAUUAAACCUUAGAGUUAUCAUGAUUGACUAACUUUAAUCUUGUUUUGCAUGUUGCUCACAAAGGAUACUCCUACAUUUAAUAAAUACCAAUGGAGCAGAGCAUCCUGCAAGUCACUGCUGUAAUGUACAGGCUGCCAGCUGUUCAAAAUAGCUUCACUUUUACAUGAUGUGGGGCAGGCCCUCAUUGAUGGUACUUACAUCACUGAUGUGUAGAACUGAAGGGUCUAAAUAGAGGUUUUUAGAGGUGGAAAUUUAACAGGUGGAGAAACAGAUACUUAGAAAGAAUGAUUUAUCUAUUUAUUCCUGGUCAUGUAAUUAAUUGGUGGUGGUACAUGGGGCUAGAAGGGCAUCCUAACAACCUCUGUUCGUAAAAUGUUAUUAAAGGGAGUUCUUGCUGCGCCACAGUAGGUUAAGAACCAGCAUUGUCUCUGUGGAGGCGCAGGUUCCAGGUUCAAUUCCUAGCUUAGUACAGUAGGUUAAGGAUCUGGUGGUGCCUCAGCUGUGGUGUGGGUCUCAGCUGUGGCACAGAUUCGAUCUCUGGCCCCAGGGAACUUCCAUGGUGGGUGUCGUCAAAAGAAAAAGUUAUUAAAAAACCGUCAACGUGAUUUUCCUCCAUAGAUAUAGCAAUAAAAAGUAAGGGUAUAUCAAUUACUUUUAUGAUACUAGGAACAGUUUGAUGUCCUGAUAUAAGCUGAGAGGAAGAUUAGAUUUCUCAUCAGAAAAAAAUGUAGUUAUCUGUGCUCCUUAAGAGUUGAAACUGCAAAUGGUAUUUAUUUUCAUGUUUAUAUUUCCCUUAUCUACAAGUUUUCACCACAGGGGGCUUAUUGCCCUCCCCCUACUCCUCACUGUGACUGGGAAAGAAAAUUACCAUCCAGCUAACCUUCUUUAAUUUAUGAAGAACUGAUUUGUUCUCCUCAGAGUUUUAGGUAUGGUUUGUUAGGUCUCUGUUGUAAUAGAAACAGACAUAGGUUUUUGCUUCAAUGAAUGUUCUUGAGCUAAGAGUUUAGAAAAUAUCCAGUGACUUAAAAUCUCCUUUAAAAAAUGUAGCCAGCUCAGAAAGCAUAGUCUGUUGAACUUAAAACCUUUGAUCUAUACCACACCACUCAAGAAGCUCUAACUACUUAAGACAUUUUGACUGCAAAGAAGACGGUACGUUUAAUGAUCCUGACCAUACGAGGGUCAAAGAACUGAAUCUGUCAAAAAUGAGGUCUCUAAAAUAAUUAACACAUUUUAUUAACUCUAAUAGGACCAGUAGCUCUCUGUCAAGUUAAGUAUUGCAAUGGCAUCAAAACCUGAUCUGAACACGUGUUGCAGGUGGGAUGUGCACAUUACCUGGUUUCUCAGCUGCAGCAUCCGUGGCUGAGACUGUGGGGAGAUAGCGCCGUCUUCAGUUCCUAAGGGCCCUGGGCUUUCUGUAGGGCUGCCCAAAGCUGAACUAGGUAAUAGCUUUUCGCUCAGUUCCUCCUCAGAAAUGAAAUGGCUUCAAGAAACACUUGUGCUACAAAUUACUGGGAAGGAGAUAUUCAGUCCUUGGCUGUAGGUCUUGUUUUCUAAACCCUUUGCCUGACUGUAUCAAAGAGCCACACUGUAAAGACCAAGAAAAAUGAAAGAAAAAGAAAUCAUCCCAGAAUUAUGUAGACAAAUUGGAGGCAGUAAUUCCCAUACUGCUUGUAAAUGCUAAACUGAAAUAUUGUAGGAGAAACUUAUGAAAUGAGCUUAGUUUUUUUUUUUUUAAGAUAUGAGGCAUUUUUUAAAGGGAUAGAAGGGGAAAGUUGUAUAAUAUUAUAUAAUAAUUCUCAAAAAAAAACCACAAUUUUUUUCCCCCAAAUAAACCAUUAGAGGAAAGGGAACCUCAGUGCCAGAAAAUAGACUUAUUUUCAUUAUCCUUAUCUCUUGAACCUGGCUUUUCUUGUUUCCUUUUCAUUUCAUUAGAACUUAACAUAUCUCUUUUGAAAAAAAUCAAAGGCUUUGUUUUAGAAAAUACUUUACAUAACAUGAUAAUACAGUGUAAGCAGUUCUAAUUGUGUUCAUCUUCUCCUCUACCUCAAAGAAAAAUACAUUUUAAAUGAAGGAAAUUAAAAAAAAGCUAUCGUCAUCUUUCUACUUUAUCAGCAUUGUACAUAUGUGUGCUUAGAGGAAGGAGAAAAGUUUGUGCUGAAUGGAGAGAUGUAAUAAUGAAAGUGAAAUCUCACAAGUCUUCUGCCUCACCCCCCAAAUCCCCCAAACAAACGAACAAAAAGCAUAAAAUGUUGGGACUUUAAAUGAGUAUCGGUCCUUAUUUAAUCCUUAUUUAGAUGCAUACCGAUCCCUGACUUGCCCUGAGAUAUUUCUUCUGCAGAAAUGUUUCACUUCAAAAGAAACUAAAGUGAAUUUUAAUUUAAUGCAAGGAUUUAAACUCUUCAAGUAACUACACGAGUGGGUUAUGAAUGUGUCCCCACGAUAGCAGGUUGACAGCCUAAGAGUCAGGAUAAAUGCUUUAGAUCCCAGUAAAAGACAGGAGCUGUUCAUGGGGGUGACCUCUGAUGGCAAGUCAUCUUACUAUAAACAGAAAGGCGUGGAAAGCUAUUGGUCAGAGCCAAGAGUGUUUACUCUCCAGGUCUCCUCCUAGUUAACCUAAAUAACUGCACUGCUUCUAGUGCCCGGAGGUUCACGGCAGAGCAAGGUGUUUUUAAGGCUACCUGGAUGUUGUUAGAGACUCUAAACCUUGCAGACUAUUCUGUAAUCUUUGAACUGGGUUUUAUCCUAUUCACACUGGAAAGUCGGAUUUAUUGGCUAUCGAACUCACGCACACACAAAACUUCCAUCCAAAUAAAACUGGAAUUAGUUUCAGGUUUUUGGACUUUGAAUGAGGUAAAGAAACCGUGCACAGAAUCAGAUGUUCCAGAACCCCAGAAUUCCAGGUCUAUGGAAAUGCAGGACCUAGCAAGUCCUCAUCCUCUUGUUGGAGGUGGUGAUACGCCCGGUAGCUCCAAACUGGAGAAAGCUAAUCUCAGCAGCACAUCGGUCACCACAAAUGGGACAGGAGGGGACAACAUGACUGUUUUAAACACUGCAGACUGGUUGCUGAGUUGCAACACUCCCUCCUCCGCAACAAUGUCUCUCCUAGCAGUCAAAACAGAGCCUUUGAACAGCAGUGACACCACAACCACGACUGGAGAUGGAGCGCUUGACACUUUUACUGGGUCAGUAAUAACAAGUAGUGGCUACAGCCCCAGAUCAGCACAUCAAUAUUCCCCACAGCUGUAUCCUUCCAAGCCCUAUCCACACAUUCUUUCUACACCAGCAGCUCAAACAAUGUCUGCCUAUGCAGGCCAGACUCAGUAUUCGGGGAUGCAGCAGCCAGCCGUCUACACAGCCUACUCACAGACAGGACAACCCUACAGCCUGCCCACUUACGAUCUGGGCGUGAUGUUACCAGGCAUCAAGACAGAGAGCGGACUUUCACAGACUCAGUCCCCGUUACAGAGCGGGUGCCUCAGUUACAGCCCAGGGUUUUCUACCCCACAACCAGGGCAGACACCUUAUUCUUACCAGAUGCCAGGUUCUAGUUUUGCACCAUCAUCUACUAUUUACGCAAAUAAUUCAGUUUCCAAUUCAACGAAUUUCAGUGGUUCACAACAGGAUUAUCCAUCCUACACAGCCUUUGGCCAAAACCAGUAUGCACAGUAUUACUCCGCAUCAACGUAUGGCGCAUAUAUGACAUCGAAUAACACAGCGGAUGGCACGUCAUCCUCCACCUCAACCUAUCAGUUGCAGGAAUCUCUCCCAGGACUGACUAGCCAACCAGGUACAGAUCUUCAUCCAGGAGAGUUUGACACCGUGCAAAGCCCCUCCACACCCAUCAAAGAUCUUGAUGAGAGAACGUGCAGGAGUUCGGGGUCAAAGUCCCGAGGGAGAGGCCGGAAAAAUAACCCUUCCCCACCUCCCGACAGUGACCUGGAGCGUGUGUUUGUCUGGGACUUGGAUGAAACCAUCAUUGUUUUCCACUCACUGCUCACAGGAUCUUAUGCCCAGAAGUAUGGCAAGGAUCCUCCCAUGGCUGUAACCCUUGGACUCCGAAUGGAAGAGAUGAUUUUUAAUCUUGCUGAUACCCACUUAUUUUUUAAUGAUUUAGAGGAGUGUGAUCAAGUUCACAUAGAUGAUGUUUCCUCUGAUGAUAACGGGCAGGAUUUAAGUACCUACAGUUUUGCAACUGAUGGCUUCCAUGCAGCUGCAAGUAGUGCAAACCUUUGUUUGCCAACAGGUGUAAGAGGAGGGGUUGACUGGAUGAGGAAGUUGGCUUUUCGUUACAGAAGAGUAAAAGAAUUAUACAACACCUACAAGAACAAUGUGGGAGGACUCCUUGGCCCCGCCAAGAGAGAUGCAUGGCUGCAGUUGAGGGCUGAGAUCGAAGGUCUGACCGACUCCUGGCUAACAAAUGCACUUAAAUCUUUAUCAAUUAUUAGUACUAGGAGUAACUGCGUAAAUGUCUUGGUAACAACAACCCAGCUGAUCCCAGCGCUUGCAAAGGUUCUACUUUAUAGUCUAGGAGGUGCUUUUCCCAUUGAGAAUAUUUACAGUGCAACGAAAAUAGGCAAGGAAAGCUGUUUUGAGCGUAUAGUGUCCAGAUUUGGCACUAACAUAACUUAUGUUGUGAUUGGAGAUGGCCGAGAUGAGGAGCAUGCCGCUAACCAGCACAACAUGCCCUUCUGGAGGAUAUCAAGUCACUCAGACCUCUUGGCUCUACAUCAAGCACUGGAAUUAGAGUAUUUGUAACUGUGUUCUCUAGCGGGAGAUCCUUUUUAUAUAUAUAUAUAUUUCAAGUACACUGAAUUUUUAUGUGUGAUGCAAUGCCUCUGGCUUUACACAUAUAAAUUGUCUUAAAGGAUGAAAUCAUAUUUGGAAUGAGAAUUCCAGAAGGAAGAAUUCAGAUUGCUGAACGGAAUUAAACAUUAGUGCUACAGAAAGGAAGCUCUAUGGUCUUAUAUUUACAACACUUUCAUGGUUAAAAAAAUAUAUACAUCUGUGGAGGUCGCUGGUCCACACCGACUGAAUCCUGACUGGAAUGAACAACUUUAGCAAAGAACUCUUACUCUGGCAAAGCACCAACACAGGCUCCAUCUGACAAGGUUCAACAACAUUCCUCAAAAAUGGGAGAUCUUCUCAGCCCUGAGGUUUGAAUCUGACGUUAGCCUACCUAGCCCAGAAAAUCUGAAUUGGAAUGCACUCGGACUGUGUAAGGACAAUCCGAUCUAGACCUGUAAUUUGUGUAAAUUAUUGAGGAAAAUAAUUUACUGUGACUUUGUUAGCAGCUGACUUUGAAAGUGGAUGCAAUUUUUCUUUCAUUUGUGGGGGAGGGGCGUGGGGGGGAGGAAACGGGAAUCUAAUAAUGUCUCUCUUUUUUAAGUUUGGUAAACAGAAUGUUCAUACUGAUGUGUCGUGCCUUAAAGACAAGACAGUGUUUGUGUGUUACAAUGUAACUUUGGUUAAAAAUCUCUGUAGAUAAUGAAAAGCAAAAACCUUUGUGAUCACUCUUAACAAUGACCAAAUUUAAAAUUCAAGCUAUCAAAGCUUAAUCAUGCACCGGCAAGAAACGGAGUAUUUGUUGCGAUGAGAAAACCGUAACAAUAAAGGGAAGCUUGUGGUUUAUUUGGGUUCUUAAUAAUUCCAAUAAUUGUAUGAGGCAACUAUUUGUGCAUCCAACCAGAAGCAGAAGGUUUGGGAAAGACUGUGGGACCUUGACUUAGAAAGUGAACUGUAUGUUGAAGCCUCAAUUACCUGGUCUACAGUUUUACUGAGGAAAACUAAGAGCCAUAUUCAUGAUGACUUAUUACUAUUUGAAGUUUGAUUUUUGACAUGUGUAAGUUGUGUAGGGGAAAAUAUUCUGAUGAAACUCCUAAGCAAAUAUCACCCAAACUUUCUUAGACUAUCCAUGAACGUGGCUUAAAAUUCACAAAGUUAAAGGCUUUUAUUCCCAAGGCCAUUGCAAAAAUGAAGUGUCAUCAGUAGUGGAAGGCGAAUGCCCUAGAUGAUUUCCAAGAAACGAAGUGAAUUAGUGAAAAUUUUACCUAGACUAUCUUCAUAAAAUAAAUUAACAAGUGGACUUGAUCUUGGCAGCCUUACUGAGGUUUGAUUCUCCAUCCUCACACCUGAAUCCAGUUUCUCUCCACUCUAGACCUGUGUACCUUAGUUUCUGCCUGUGCCGUUACUGCACAAUGGACUUCAUUCAUUGCGAGGAGAGCCUGUCAUCGUUGUGUUUGCAUGUUUUUUUUUUCUUGGUGUGUAGCCCAUGUUAGGAACACGAUACUGGUUCUCCUGUCAUUUUGUAUGACAUGAUUUCCCUUGUGGAAAUUUAAGACUUUAUGAUCUAGGAGUGUUUUGAUGGUGUCUACACCUGCAGUUCUGUGUUUAAAAUGUCACAAUGUGGUACCUGGAGUCCAACUACUAGGCAGUGCUCCCAACCAGAGACUGGUCCAUGAUUACCCAUCAUCUCAGGCUUUGGUAGCUCCCAUCAGAGCAGUGCUCUGUACACUGAUCACAGCAUGUGCUAUGGAAAUGUGAUUUUAUUUUCCAAACUAUAAACUUGUAUUCCUCUACUGUCCACUAAGGCCGUGUUUACAUUAGGCAGAAAGAAAUUGAGAUCAAAUUUUGCACAUUUUAAGAUUGUGAUUUCAUUACAUACAAACCUUAAACUUAUUCUUUAAAUAUUGUAACAUUUGGCUGCCUCUGCUCCAGGUACUGUUGCAGACAAAUUAAGAUUGGGAUACUGCUGCUAUUACUACUACUACUACUAAAAAUAAUCAUAAUAAUAAAUCUUACAUUUCAGUUGGCCUUUAGCUUGAAAAUAGUAGUUUAAAAAAACUAAAGCGCUGCAUUGAUUAUCCAUACAUCAUUCUGUUUUGUGCACUAAAACCUUAAAUGUUUAUUACUGUGAGUAAAACAAAAGUAUCUUUACUGUAGAGCCAAUUUCUUUAAAUGAUAGAAUUUUGACGUCACAUCUAAAUUGUAAAUUAUUUUUCAUGUCAAACAAGCAAGGCUUCUUAUGCUGCUCAACCUGCAGCUGCAGAAAAGAAUAGCCCUUCACAGGGCACAGAGAAGGGUCACUGAUCGCGUCACCAGAGCUAUUUCUCACAGAUCUCCUCUGAUGAUGUGUUCAGAAGAGGCUGCCAGUGUUAACACCUUGUCUGGCACAACGGUGGUGCAGCGAGGGAGCCCACAUCACCGUUUGCCAGGUGGCUUUGAGCAUGCUCAGACGAGGACGCGUCCCCUUCCCACCUUCAGAACCCAGGAUCCUCUUCCUGUCUGAUCUGAAAAAGAAUAAAAUCAAUCAGCAAACAAAAAAGCCCUUUUGGGCACUUCCCACAUUCUGUCAACAUAUAGAAUAUUGUGCCUUACAGUAAACCAAUUUGAAAACUGUUCCUUCACAGUUUCAGUUUGUCCGAAACUUGGUGUAUCACCAGGACAGAUAACCACCUUGUGUUGCACCAGAAAAACAGCAGAACAGGUGGCCUGCCUACAGUAGGGUAACAGAAGAGAUUAAGUCACUCUUAAUCUCUGUGCAAAGAUUUGUCAGUCAAAUUCAGAGACAAAAACAUAUUUUAGUAUCAUGCCGUUUGUGCACAAAAAAUAGAUAAUAAUUCUCUAAAAAUUGUUUUCGUUAGUCUCUAGUGAGCUAAGAUUCAUAGUGUCAACAGCAUGCUCCAGUAUGAAGGGUUUUUUUUUUUUUUUUAAAGCACAUUGGUUUAAGGACAAGCCUACAUUCUCAGCGAAUAUGGCAGUUAGUAUUUCUUUUAAAAACAAACAAGCAUCUUGAGCCAAAGUUGCAUUUUGACUCCCAACUAUGGUAGUGUUAUGGAAAUCUCACAAAGUCAAGGGUUUCUGUUAUGUAUGAGUAAAAUAUAGAUUAUUGGGGCUUACAUAAUUUAAAGAAAUGUAAAUUAAUAUUAAAAGCUUGUAAAAAUAUGUACAUCUUUACUAUUUCUCAAUAAAUACCUUUGGAAAUGUUUUCAUUUUCUUCACCGUCCAUGUUGUAGUUUCUGUUAUGUGUAUUUAGCCCAAUUCUAAAUAAUGUGAAGUUUGUAUGUAGGUUUCUUGCUGACUUCCUAUCUUCCUUGUGUGUGCCUAAAUUGCCUGAUUUGCAGUUAAGGCAAGCUGAGAUGUAACACAGCAAAAUGUCACUAAUUAAGACUGAAAGUGAGCUGGUGUACUGAAAAAUGUGCAUUACAUAGUCUUUUAUAUAUAGGUAUUUACAUGUAAGUAUAAUGCAUAAUGUGGUCACACUUCAUUAUUGAUAAAGUCAUACCUUGUAGAAUAUUCAAAGCAAAUCUGCUUCAUAUGAAUAUGGGACGUGGUGUAUAAGUAGCUUCCAACAGUGAUGAAGGAGUGUUUUUCUGGAACAGAUAAAACAGCUCCUUUAUCACCUUGUGUAUAGUAUUGAUUUAUUUGCAAAUCUGUUGUUCAGAUGCAAACCAAAGGGAACUUCCAGACCAACCUAGGUUGUAGCCAUUAAAAAAAAAAAAAAGGAAGAAGAGGGAGAAGGAGAAAACAUACAGAUAAGUCUCAAUGGGACCAAUCUAAAUUUUUACAACUUACCUGGAGUGUUUACUGACCUACUAUUUUGUGAAAAGAAAGAGCAAAGAUAGCCAUAAGCAAAAAUCUAUUUGGAAAAAAGCGAUCCAUGAGCUGAGAAUGAUUUGCUGAGGGGGAAAAAAAAGUUCAUAACGAAUCAAUGACUGUUUCCCUUCCUUUUACUCUUUUGUUUAAAAAAUGAUAAUGAUAUUCAACAUCAGUAGGUUUAGUUGAUUUAAAAUACUUAAAGCCACAAAAUAGUACAUAAAAAUCAGAUCUCUUUGCAUUCUGUGGUUCAUGAUUCUGAAUCUCAGUAACAAAAAAAAAGAAGAAAGGAGGAAAAGAAGGAAAGAAAGAAAAGAAAGAAAGAAUGAGGAAGAAAGAAAGGCAGAAAGAAAGAAAUUAUUUUCCUGAGGUAGCAAAAAAUAACCAUCGUUUAACAUCUGUGCCUGUUGAUAUUUUUUUUUUAGUUAUUGGAUGUAGUGAUAAAUGCAUGGCCGAGAAAGAUGCUUGCACAAAGCAAAAACAGUUCUGAGCUCUGACUGGAAAAUAAAUAAAUCCAGCCCGA